This is a messenger RNA of Nothobranchius furzeri (turquoise killifish), 1797 nucleotides long. RefSeq names its product zinc finger protein 16-like. Lineage: Eukaryota; Metazoa; Chordata; Actinopteri; Cyprinodontiformes; Nothobranchiidae. The record is from RefSeq and is a predicted model, not a curated record.
GAAGUUCUAAUUUACAUGGCGUCUCGAACGCAUCACUAAAAGGACGCUUCCAGGGUAAGCUAAGCUGUGGGUAACUCGGCUAGCUGUUACCAUUUCCAUCCCGCUUCUUCUCUUGUGGAAGCGCUUUGAUUUAAAUCGCUGGCAAAAGGAAAUGUAACGACAUUUAAGGAUUUAUCUGUGAGGCUGCAGCCAUGGGCCCAGAGGACCUAGCAGACAUAAAGACUGAGCCUUCAGAGGAAAAUUUGAGUGUUGCUGAGGUGAACGUAGAUCUGGAGUCUGGUUCCAGUGAUUCCUCCACCGACUCUGAGCCCGAGGACUCCAGUCGGCCAAAGAAGAAAAAAUCCGACAAGUGUUUCCCGUGUCCCACCUGCGGCAAGGUGUUCGACAGGCCGUCGAGGGUAGAGAGGCACAAACCGGUCCACGAGAGGAAGCCCAAGCUGCUCUAUCACUGCGAGCACUGUGAGAAGAGCUUCACCCAACAAGAGAAGCUGAUCCGACACCAGAAUUUCCACAACAGGACUAACGAGCAUCCCUGUCCCGACUGUGGAAAAGUGUUCAACAGGCCCUCGAGGUUAGAGAGACACAGACGCACUCAUUCAAGGAAACCCAAGGUGCCUCACCAGUGUUCCUUCUGCGCGAAGACAUUUGUGAAGCAUCACAAGCUUCUCCGUCAUGAGCGAGUUCACACCGGGGAGCGGCCGUUCACCUGUCCGGUGUGUGGCAAGGGAUUCUCCGAAGCGGGUCACUGCAAAGCUCACGAACGGACCCACGAAGAGCAGCCGGAGAAGCCUCACAGCUGCUCCGUCUGUGGAAUGUGUUUCUUUAAGGCCUCCGCGCUGCGCCGCCACUUCCGCUCCCACACGGGGGACAAACCUUUCAGGUGCACCGUCUGCGACAGGUCCUACUCCCGCUCCGAGGGACUGAAGAGACACACGAGGAGCCACACGGGGGAGCGACCCUUCAAGUGCACCAUCUGCAGCAAAGCCUUUUAUUCUCGCCACUGCUUGAACACUCACAGCCUCAUCCACUCCGGCGAGAAGCCACACGUUUGCUCCGUGUGCGGGAAGGGCUUCUCGCAGCUGGGCAACAUGAGGGAUCACGAACAGAACGUCCAUAAAAGAACAGAGAAGUACAUUUGCAAUGAGUGUGGGGCGACGUUCACGCGGUACAAGACGAUGACGGAGCAUCAGCGCACUCACACGGGGGAGAAACCGUACUCGUGCCUCACCUGUGGGCGCAGGUUCACCUGGAGCCACUCGCUCAGCAGACACCGAAGGUCACACGCGCACGAACAGAUGGUCCUGGAAAGCUCUAAAAACCUGGAGAGUUUUGAAGGUACUCCUGAGAAUCUGGACAGCUGAAAGGCCGAGAGGUUUUAAAGACGAUGCGUAUUCUAGUGCAUGCACUCACCUGCUCCGUCAGCAGAAAUGCUGUUUUUAUUAAACGUUUAAUCAUGAUUUAAUCACGGAUAAAAAAUAAUGGUUGGUGGGUAGAGUUCAGCUGGAACUCAUAAAAUGGUGGUUAGCUGUCUUCAAAGCCCCGUGACACAUUCAGCCUGUCUGUGUGUAUUGUCCAACGUGCAGCCAAGCCAGGACGCUGUGUGGUCCAGUUAUUCUCACACGGUCAAUCAUUUCUUCUCACAUCUUUGGUUUGUGAUGAUUCACUAGUUGCUCAACAUGAAGACAUCCUGGACAAAAAUCAGCCUUUUAAUUGCACCUUUAAUUUGAACCAGCGUGUGCUUGAGCAGGUUUCCAGCUGGGGGUGAGGUGACAUUAAAAAGAGCUAGUUACAGAUUCU